Hirsutella rhossiliensis is the source of this 1515-nucleotide messenger RNA. Its product is annotated as major facilitator superfamily domain-containing protein. The coding region runs from base 1 to 1515 and encodes 504 amino acids. The record is from RefSeq and is a predicted model, not a curated record. The transcript has 4 exons. Gene Ontology annotation, molecular function: transmembrane transporter activity. Gene Ontology annotation, cellular component: membrane. NCBI's taxonomy places the organism in Eukaryota, Fungi, Ascomycota, Sordariomycetes, Hypocreales, Ophiocordycipitaceae. Gene Ontology annotation, biological process: transmembrane transport.
AUGAGCGUCGACGCCGAAAAGAUGAGCUCGAUUGGCAAGCCCAUCAUCGACAAUUCGUCCAGUUCCGACGUCGGCCACGUCGUCGACCCGGAUGCCGGUCUAUCUGAGCUCGAGAAGAAGGCGGCCGAGCGCAAGCUGCUCUGGAAGCUCGACCUUCAGCUCAUCCCCUGGCUCUCGCUCCUCUAUCUGGUCUGCUUCCUCGACCGCACCAACAUCGGCAAUGCCAAAAUCGCCCACCUCGAGCGCGACCUGGGCAUCAAUCCCAAGUCGGAGCAGUACGCGGCCACGCUGACCAUCUUCUUCCUCUCCUACGCCAUCUUCGAGGCCCUGUGCAACUUCCUCCUCAAGCGGCUGCGCCCGUCCAUCUUCAUCCCGUCCAUCAUGAUCCUCUGGGGCGCCUGCAUGCUGGGCAUGGGCUUCGUCAAAAACUUCUCGGGCCUCAUGGCCGCCCGCUGGUGGCUCGGCGUCUGCGAGGCCGGCCUGUUCCCGGGCAUCAACUACUAUCUCAGCUGCUGGUACAAGCGCAACGAGUUUGGCGUCCGCGCCGCCAUCUUCUUCUCGGCCGCCGCCGUCGCCGGCUCCUUUGGCGGGCUGCUGGCCGCGGCCAUCCAGAGAAUGGACGGCCUCCGCGGCAUCCCCGGCUGGGCCUGGAUCUUCAUCAUCGAGGGCGGCCUGACCAUUGCCAUUGGCCUCGCCUCCUUCUUCAUGGUGCACGACUUCCCCGACGAGGCCCGCUUCCUGACAAAGGACGACCGCGCGCGCGUGCUGCUGCGCCUCAAGCGCGACGGCCAGCACUCGGCCGAGCACGAGGACUUCAAGAUGGCCUACUUCUGGGCCGCCGUCAAGGACUGGAAGACGUACGCCGGCAUGCUCAUCUACAUGGGCCCCCUGAUGCCGCUCUACGCCUUCAGCAUCUUCCUGCCCAGCAUCAUCCAGGCCAUGAGCUUCACCGACAGCACCCAGGUGGUCCGCAACCAGCUGCUGAGCGUGCCGCCCUAUGCCGUCGCCGCCGUGCUGACCGUCGUCGUCGGCUUCUGGUCCGACCGCACGCAGAAGCGCGGCGUCUUCAACGUGGGCUGCGCCGUCGUCGGCAUCACCGGCUUCAUCAUGCUCAUGGCGUCGACGAAGCCGGGCGUGCAGUACUUUGGCACCUUUCUCGGCGCCUGCGGCAUCUACCCGAGCAUCUCCCUGACCAUUGCCUGGGUCGCCAACAACGUCGAGGGCGUCUACAAGCGCGGCAUCGUCCUCGGCUUCGUCAUCGGCUGGGGCAACCUCAACGGCAUCGUCAGCAGCAACAUCUACCGAGACCCGCCGCGCUAUUUCAUCGGCCACGGCACUGUCACCGCCUACCUGGUUGUGUGCAUGCUGGGCGGCAGCCUGCUCAUGUACACCCUGCUGGGCAUCGAGAACAGGAAGCGCAGAAACGGGGAGCGCGACCACUGGGUCGAGGGCAAGACGGUCGCCGAGAUCAACGCCCUCGGUGACAAGCGGCCCGACUUCAUCUACACCCUGUAG